Brassica oleracea var. oleracea is the source of this 1101-nucleotide messenger RNA. RefSeq names its product protein LIGHT-DEPENDENT SHORT HYPOCOTYLS 2-like. The transcript has a single exon. Gene Ontology annotation, cellular component: nucleus. Gene Ontology annotation, biological process: mRNA transcription; response to light stimulus. Bases 400 to 972 code for a protein of 190 amino acids. Lineage: Eukaryota; Viridiplantae; Streptophyta; Magnoliopsida; Brassicales; Brassicaceae. The record is from RefSeq and is a predicted model, not a curated record.
CAAAAAGACAAUAACAGAAAUUAAGAAAAGGAAAGAAAUUCAACUUUGAUCUCUUCCACUUAUAUCUCUCAUCUUCAAAGGUCUUUCUCUUCCUUUUUUAGCAGGUUUUUCCACUUUGCCUCACUAUUUCUGCACAACACCAUUACCAAAUCCAUCUUUUUUUGUAGCACCUACCUCAAUAGUACCAGGAAGUAUUUAAGUCCUCUAUCUAUCUCUUCUUGUAAUUAAUGAGCCAAGAAGUUACAUCCAUCCACUUCUAAGUCUCAAGACUAAACCUAAUUUUUUUCAUCUUUUUAUGAGGUACUAAAAGCCUAAUUUCUUCUGGCCUAAAGCUUUCAAAAUCAAGAAAAAGAACCCUAAUCUCUCCAACCCUACUUUGGAUCAUAUCUUUUUUAAGUUAUGGAUCUGGUCUCUCAAGAGCACAAUAUCAAGAACCCUAAUACCACUCUCACAACACAGCCUUCUUCUUCUUCUUCUUCUCCACCGUCCUCUAGCCGCUACGAGAACCAGAAACGCCGUGAUUGGAACACUUUCUGCCAAUACCUUAGAAACCAUCGUCCACCGCUCUCUCCACCGUCUUGCAGCGGCGAACACGUCCUAGAGUUUCUGCAUUACCUUGACCAGUUCGGAAAAACCAAAGUCCACCACCAAAACUGCUCUUUCUUUGGCCUCCUAAAUCCUCCGGCUCCUUGUCCUUGUCCUCUCCGGCAAGCUUGGGGUUCACUUGACGCCCUUAUCGGUCGUCUCCGUGCCGCCUACGAGGAGAACGGUGGAGUUCCAGAGACUAGCCCUUUUGGCUCACGUUCAGUCAGGAUUUUUCUCAGGGAGGUUAGAGAGUUCCAGGCUAAAUCUCGUGGCGUUAGCUACAAGAAGAAGAGGAAGACGGUCAAUAACAAGCAAAUAACUCAAUCGAGUUCUCAGCCGCCUCUACAGCCGCAGCCACAACAGCAUCAGCAUGUCUAUUAUGUCUAAUUAUAAUUAAUUACCACGGUCAACUAGAUGAUAUUGUACAACUUUCGAUAAAUGUACGUUCGUAUCUAUCUAUUUAUACGUACCAUUCCCUUGUAUUUGUGUAAUGUAAUAUCCCUACUUUACUCCAUC